Pararge aegeria (speckled wood butterfly) is the source of this 1846-nucleotide messenger RNA. It is a transcript of the gene noc, whose product is annotated as zinc finger protein Noc. The record is from RefSeq and is a predicted model, not a curated record. The transcript has 2 exons. Gene Ontology annotation, biological process: negative regulation of DNA-templated transcription. Gene Ontology annotation, cellular component: nucleus. The coding region runs from base 241 to 1569 and encodes 442 amino acids. Lineage: Eukaryota; Metazoa; Arthropoda; Insecta; Lepidoptera; Nymphalidae.
AGCGCUGCUUCUCUAACAAAGAAUUGAGAUAUCGCUAUCCCUCUCGCGCGGGGCGUGCGGGGGCCCCGGCACGUCGAGCGCUGGUGGGGUCUCGUCUCUCACAGUCACCUCGACCGCCGCCACGGACGCACGCAUUCGUUUCCAAAAUUCCGCGCGACCGUGCCACAGAGUAGUUGUGUACGCAGAGCUAACAGUGACUUUACGUAAAGUGUAAAAGUGAUCGUGAAAGUUUAACUCCAAAUGGUCGUUCUUGAAGACGGGGCAAUGAUGACUACUAACCCGAAUCAAUAUCUGCAGCCAGAUUAUUUAACACCACUUCCAUCAUCUUUGGACUCAAAGAAAAGUCCGCUCGCGCUUUUAGCGCAAACUUGCAGUCAGAUUGGUGCUGACACUUUGAAUAAACCGCUGCUGCCGCCGCUCGACAAAAAGAAAUCAGUGAACAGUGUUAACAGUGAUUCUAUCAGUCGUUCGUCUCCUAGUGCCACUAAACCGGAUAAACCGCGUUCUUCACCUGAAAGCAAACAUUUGGCUUUUAAACCGUACGAAGCUAAUGUUGUUACUAAGAAACCUGAAGAAACCCGGCCCUCUUCAAAAGCUAGUACCGAUAGUUCUGAUGAUAAAAAAUCCGGGAAAAGCACUCCAGGGCGUAAAUCAACACCGCCUACAACAGAAAAUGGCAAAAACAGUCCUUACAGUGAACAAAAAUCUUCACCCGCUGGAUCGUCUGGAACAAGCCCGAUAAUUCGAUCUGGUUUGGAAGUAUUAGGACAUGGAAAGGACCACCUUGGAGCUUUCAAAAAUUUACCCGGCCUACCUGGAUUCAACCCACUUGCUGGAUUAUGUUGCCCACCUGGAAUGGAACAGCAUGGGAAUCCAGCCUUUCGGCCUCCUUAUGCUGGAUCCCCACUUAGUGCCCAUCACGCUGCAAUGCUGGCAGCGGCUGCUGGGUUUCCAGGGGGAAACGCAUAUCUCGGCUACGCCAGAGUUAAAACACCAUCUGGCGGAGAAACUUUAAUUCCAGUUUGCAAAGACCCCUACUGCACCGGCUGUCAAUUCUCUGUUAACAAUCAUCACCUUCUCAUGAGUAAUGGCGCAUGUCCUGCCGGGUGCACGCAGUGUGAACAUCAAAAAUAUAACUUAGCAAUGGCAAUGGCUUUGUCACAACAAGGUGCCGCCGGAAGCCUACCUUAUGCGCAAAUGAGCCGCCCAUACAUUUGUAAUUGGAUUGUUGGCGAGUCCUAUUGCGGAAAACGAUUUGGAAAUUCUGAGGAGCUUUUGCAACAUUUAAGAAGCCACACGACCGACGGAUCAACUCCCGUCUCAACUUCUUCCCAACCUUCGCUAUUGAAUCCCUUGAAUCCUUUAUUCACGACGGCUGGGCUUCGUGGCGCGUACCCGACGGCACCGUUGAGCCCGCUAUCAGCGAGUCGAUACCACCCGUAUUCCAAAGCUCUGCCUGCAAGUCUAGGCUCAUCUCCCUACGGAGCAUUUAAUCCAGCCUUGGGACCUUUUUACUCGCCUUAUGCUAUGUACGGUCAGAGGCUCGGAGCAGCUGCAGUGCAUCAAUAAACUAGUGUAGUGAGGAUUAAUGACUGACAUAAUUAAUGUUUGUAUUGUCCAAUUUUCUUCUGUGAUAUCAAUAGACUAAUUGAUGUUGUAAGGCGUCACGCGCCAUGACAAAUUUAGUGAAUAGUGCAAUCUUAAAUAGGUAAAAAUAAUAUAAGUUGAUUUGCCGUCGGAAGUUUGUUUAAGCGCGGAUGCAGAAGGGAUAUAUAAAGACUAUGUACAGCCAAAUGAUGUGUGUAAAUAGUAAUCUAUGUUUAAAAUUAAAUGAAACAAUUUCAAA